Messenger RNA from Didymodactylos carnosus, 13818 nucleotides. Lineage: Eukaryota; Metazoa; Rotifera; Eurotatoria; Philodinida; Philodinidae. The record is from the annotation of a GenBank genome assembly.
AUGAGUGACGUUCGAACAGAUGGGCCACUCACAAAUGGCACAACAAAUGGCGUACAUACAAAUGAGAAUGGAGAAGUAGCCCCUCCCUUGAUUAAUUUGAAACCUGAUACGCGAACGACAAAUGGGACCGCAAGUUCUGCUGGUGUUGCUCCACCAACUAAAAGUAAAGUUGUCGGUGGUGAUCGUAUGCAAGAAAUGCUUAAACAAGCUAAAGCACUAAGAGAUGAAAGACGUGCAACUUUGGAUGCUCGACAUGAAUACAUUUUUCAAAGAUUGGCUGAAAACAUUGGAAUAGAACCAUCACAAGUUGAGGACAAUGUACUUGGUGAUGAGAAAUUUGAUUUUAUUGACGAUUUCUUUUUGGCAAAUGGUCGACGCGUUUUAAUGUUUUAUUAUCAAGAACCAAAAAAUCCAGAAUUAAAUCAGCCCACUUAUACGGGGAGAAUGACUACAACAGGCCCGAAAAAACGAGUGAUUAUCAGUAAUGGUGAUACAGUGCAAUUAACCGGUUUUAUGUACUACUUUAUUCGUCCAAGUACAGGAAAAGGUAUAACGCCAGCAAAUAUUGUUACUGAAGUUGUUUUUGGACAGCUUGAUGCAUCAAACGGAAAAAUGCUUGAAUCAAUUGAACAACUGCUUGGAAACAUACUAAUACCAUUAUUACAGCAAUAUGAAGAUUGGGGUGCGUUAAAAAAUCGAAGUAACCUUAGUGUACAAGAUUUCCUCGAUGCAAUGAGUCAAUUUGCAGCAACCGUGAAUGGUGCCAGUGGUAAUCUAGCACAUCAAGUUAAAUUAGCCACAGGUGAUAAUGACACCGUUCUCACGACGUUAGCAACGCCGAAUGAUUACCAAACUAUGGCUCAAAAUGGAGAUUUCAUUACCGAAUGUGAAAAGCUUAUGGAUAAAUGGUGUAAACAAAUAGAAAAGAUUUUGGCUGAAAGUGAACAAAUUCGGCGGGAAGCUGAUGAUGUCGGACCAUCAGCUGAAUUAAUUCAUUGGAAACAACGUAUGGCUACAUUUAAUAAUCUUUUAGAACAAGUUAAAUCUCCAAGAUGUCGAGCUGUUGUCGGUGUUCUUCAAUCAUCAAAAUCAAAAACAAUUAGUCAUUGGAAAGAUCUCGAUGCCCGAAUAACAGAUGCAGCAAACGAAGCAAAAGAUAAUGUUCGAUAUUUGUACACAUUAGACAAGUUUUUUUCAACGCUCGAUAAAAAUAGUCCGAAUGCCAUUGCUGAAAAUAUUCCAAGUCUGAUGAAUGCUAUUCGUAUGAUCCACAGUAUCUCCCAGUAUUAUAAUUCCUCAGAACGUAUGACAUCUCUAUUCGCAAAAAUAACAAAUCAAAUGAUAAAUACAUGUAAACGUUAUAUUCGCGACGGGAAUUCACGUCUUUGGGAUAUACCAAAACAAGAGCUUGUUAAUCGUAUAAAUGAAAGUAAAAAGUUAAACGAAGAAUAUCAAUGCUAUUUCCAUAAGACGAAAGCAAAAUUACAUGAGUCAGCAAAUGAACGACAAUGGGAUUUCAGUGAAAAUUAUAUCUUUGGCAAAUUCGAUACAUUUUGUAAACGUUUGGAUCGUAUUGUCGAUGUUUUAACUACAAUUGAAAGUCUGAAUGGAUUGCAAAAUAUCCGAGUUGAAGGACUUGAACCAAUCGUCGUCAAAUAUCGAUCCGUCGUCGAUGUAAUUAAAAAGAAAACAUAUGAUUUAUUAGAUCAUCGAAAACAAGAUUUUGACAACGAUUAUACAGAAUUUAAAUCACAAAUUGAAUUUAUUCAAACACAACUACAAAACUUUAUUGAUUCAUGGUUCAGAAAGUCAUACACGGUUGAACAGUCGCUGCUGUUUUUGGAAAAAUUUCAAGAUUUGGAAGGUGUUAAAAUUGAUUUUCAAGACAAGUAUGGAAAAUUAGUACAAAAUUUUAGUAAAGAAUUGGAUACGGUUCGAAAAAUCUAUGAAAAAAACAAGGAAGAUCCACCUGUAACUCGAAAUCUACCGCCAACAGCCGGUCGUAUUGUUUGGGCUCGUCAGUUAUAUCACCGAGUUAGCGUUCCAAUCAAACUGCUAGAACAAAAAAUGGAUUUAAACAAGACCGAUGAUGGGAAAGUGCUAAUUAAAAAUUAUAAUAAAAUUGCUGAAGCACUUUUACAAUAUGAAUUAUUAUUUUAUCGUAAUUGGUGUCGUGGUAUUGAUUUGAUUAAAAAAGGAAUGCAAUCAACGGUUCUGAUUCGAAAUCCAGAAACAAAAGAAGAACAUGUUAAUUCUGAUCCACAAGUCCUGGAAUUGAUAAAAGAUACACAAUAUUUAACAAAAUUAGGUUUGGAAAUUCCGGAUAAUGCAUCGGUGUUAUUAAGACAAGAAGAACAUAUUAGAAAGACAAGUGUUAAUUUACAAGAAAUGCUCAAUACGAUUAAACAGACAUAUGCAUCAAUACCAAAAGACAUGUAUACGUUGAUGAAACCACAUCGAGAAAAAGUUGAAGAAGCACUGAGACCGGGAUUCGUGGCGAUUACAUGGUCAUCGUUGAAUGUCGAAGAAUAUAUACAUAACGUUCAGCUUGAACUUGAACAGUUACGAAUUUUGAUCAAUGAUUGCCAAGACAUCCUGCAAUAUCGUAUCGAUAGUACACUUCAAACCAUUGCUGAAACUCAGUUGUGUGAAACUCAACAGGAUCCAGUUACCCUAGAUGAAUUUUCAAAACUAACCGAUGAAUCAUGUCAAGUAGCUAUACAGUUAAUUACCAAACAAACGAAUUUAUGUGAAAAAGCUGCACAUUAUUUGUUGGAAAUAUUGAAAAAACGUUUGAAACCUAGUGAACAAGCACAGAUUAAAGAAAAUGAUCAAGAAUAUUAUGAAUGUGCGCUGAAAUCUGUUUUGAGCACAAAAGGAAGCCGAUGUAAUGAAUGUCAACCGUGUUCAUUCUUUAAUUUUUUAACAACGUAUUGGAAUAAAAAUAUCGACGCACAUAUACAAUGUACACGAAGUUCUUUGGAAACCAUACGUAAACGUCUACAACAACCGAUACGUUAUGUUGGUGAACAAGUUAUUAGAGAACAAGUUAAAAAUCCGCUCUUUCGUACUGAUAUCAUUCUGUCAAUUCCAAAUGUUUUGGUCAAACCAAGUUUGGAUGAUAUGCAAUCUCAAUUGAAUAAAUCAGCACAUACAAUACUAAAAAUUGGACAGGAUGUACCGGAAUGGCACCAUGCUCAAAAAUUAAAAGAACUUGUUAUCAAGGUUCGCGAAGAAUCUCGAAAUGAAAUUGAAAAACAAGCAUUGGAUGAAGGUGAAGAUGUUAAAUUAGCUGUACAAGCCAAAGCGCCCAAACCAUUACACAAAAUCAUUGCUGAAAACAACGAUGUUAAAAAAGUUGUGCUGUCACUCAAUUCAGCUAUAAGCACAUUUAAACCAGAUGUGCAGGAUAUGAUGAAAAAUUUUACGGGAUUUGCUGAGCUGUGGGAAAAAGAACUAGAAACAACUGUAAAAACCUUUAUGGAAUCCAAACCACUUAUGGUUGAUUUUGAAGCAUUGUUUAAACAUUAUCGUCGAAUGGAAUCUGAUAUUGAUGAAUUUCCUCAAUCAUUUCAAGUUGGCUCGAUUGUGUUUUAUACUGACAAUCUUAAACGUGGGCUCAAAACCGAAAUCAAUAACUGGAAAACAGCGUAUGCCAAAGCGCUGAAUGACAAAGCUUCACAAGAUAUGCAAAUGAUAUUUGAUAAAGUUGAAGACAUACAGAAACGUUUGACACGACCUUGUAAAGAUCUUGACGAUGUUCGAGCACAUAUGAAUGCAUUAGCCGAAAUUCGACAGAAUGAAAUUUUGAUUGAUCAGACAAUAACCCCGAUCGAAGAAACAUACGGGAUGUUGAAUAAAUAUGAAAUAUCGUUCAAUGACGGAAACCCAGAACGGGUGGAUACAUUGCAAUAUGCAUGGAAAAAAUGUUUACAACAAGGAAAAGAAGUACAAUCACAUUUGUUGGAUAUACAACCACAGUUUAAGCAAAAUUUACUUGAUAACGUGACCAUAUUUCAGCAAGAUGUUAUAAACUUUGUCGAUGAUUAUGCCAAAAAAGGUCCAAUGGUUCGCGGUACGCCGCCCCGAGAAGCAAGUGACCGAAUGACGAUUUAUCAAGCAAAAUUCGAUGAAUUAUGGAGAAAAUUCGAAACAUACAGUGCUGGUGAAGAUCUAUUUGGUUUACCAGUUGCUGACUAUCCCGAUUUAGCCAGAAUUAAACGAGAACUCGGUUUAUUACAAAAACUGUAUGGUCUGUAUAAUAUUGUCAUUGACACGAUAAAUGGCUAUUAUGAUAUUCCAUGGGUUGACGUCGACAUUGAGAAAAUCAACAGCGAUUUAUUGGAUUUCCAAAACAGAUGUCGAAAAUUGCCAAAAGGUCUAAAAGAGUAUCAAGCGUUUGAAGAAUUGAAGAAAACAAUUGAUGAUUUCAAUGAAACCUGUCCGCUACUUGAAAUGAUGGCAAAUAAAUCGAUGAAACCACGACAUUGGGAACGAAUUGCAAAUCUAACCGGGCAUAAAUUUGAUAUUGAAUCAGAUAAUUUUCUGUUAAAAGAUAUCAUGGCAGCACCGCUUUUGAAAUACAAAGAAGAUAUUGAAGAUAUUUGUAUAUCAGCCAUAAAAGAAAAAGAUAUUGAAGCUAAACUGACACAAGUCGUAGCCGACUGGGGAAACCAAAAUUUUACAUUUGCAUCAUUUAAAAAUCGUGGUGAACUGCUGUUGAAAGGUGAUGCAACCAGCGAAGUUAUUGCUUUGAUGGAAGAUUCAUUGAUGGUUUUGGGCUCGCUAAUGUCAAAUCGUUAUAAUGCUCCAUUUAAAAAGAAAAUUCAAGAAUGGGUUCAAAAGUUGACAUCUACAACGGAAAUUAUUGAAAAAUGGAUGAGUGUACAAAAUUUAUGGAUUUACUUGGAAGCUGUUUUUGUAGGUGGUGAUAUUGCUAAACAAUUACCAGCGGAAGCAAAACGUUUUGCAAAUAUUGAUAAAUCAUGGCAAAAGAUAAUGACACGAGCACAUGAAAAUUUGAAUGUUGUGAGCUGUUGUACGGCGGAUGACACCCUGUCUCAGCUGCUACCUCAUCUAUUUGAACAAUUAGAAUUGUGUCAGAAGUCACUAACAGGCUAUCUGGAAAAGAAACGACUGGUAUUUCCAAGGUUCUUUUUUGUUUCCGAUCCAGCAUUGUUGGAAAUUUUGGGGCAAGCGAGUGAUUCACAUACCAUACAGAAUCAUUUAUUGAGUGUAUUUGAUAAUACGAAAACGGUUACAUUUGAUGACAAAAUAUACGAUAAAAUCUUGGAAAUUAAUUCACAAGAAGCUGAGAUGGUUCCACUGAAAGAACCAGUUAUGGCACAGGGUAAUGUUGAAGUAUGGCUUGGUGAUCUACUGAAAGUAUCUCGUGCAUCCAUUCAUAAAAUUAUACGUGAUGCAGCAAUUGCCAUACAAGAUCCUCAAUUUAAUUUAAUAGAUUUUAUCGGUAGUUUUCCAGCACAGGUUGGUUUAAUUGGUAUACAAAUGCUCUGGACACGCGAUGCUGAAAUUGCCUUGAAUAAUACGAAAAUAGACAAGAAAAUUAUGCAAGAUACAGCUAAGAAAUUUCUCGAUAUUUUAAAUGCACUGAUUAAUAAAACAACGGAAGAUAUGUCGAAAUCUGAUCGAACUCGACUUGAGACACUAAUUACAAUACACGUGCAUCAAAAAGAUAUUUUUGAUGAUUUAGUUGCAAGCAAAUGUCGUUCACCAUUGGAAUUUGACUGGCUGAAACAAUGUCGAUUCUAUUUUGACGAGGAUGCGGAUGUCUGCCGUGUAUCAAUUACCGAUGUAGAUUUUAAAUAUAUGAAUGAAUAUUUAGGCUGUACUGAUAGAUUGGUCAUAACACCAUUAACAGACAGAUGUUACAUAACAAUCGCUCAAGCCUUACACAUGUCCUUGGGUGGCGCACCAGCCGGUCCAGCUGGAACGGGAAAAACGGAAACAGUUAAAGAUAUGGGUCGAUGUUUGGGCAAAUAUGUUGUUGUAUUUAACUGUUCAGAUCAAAUGGAUUAUCGUGGCUUGGGAAGAAUAUUCAAGGGCUUGGCACAAUCUGGCUCGUGGGGUUGUUUUGAUGAAUUUAAUCGAAUUGAUUUGCCUGUUUUAUCUGUAGCUGCUCAACAAAUCGAUAUUGUUCUACGAUGUAAAAAAGAAAAGAAAACACAAUUUAUUUUCAUGGAUGGAGAUGUAGUAGAUAUGGAUACAGAAUUCGGACUGUUUUUAACGAUGAAUCCUGGCUAUGCUGGUCGACAAGAAUUGCCAGAAAAUUUAAAAAUUAACUUUCGUACAGUCGCAAUGAUGGUACCAGAUCGUGCUAUUAUAAUGCGUGUUAAACUGGCUAGCUGCGGUUUCAUAACCAACGUUCAUUAUGAUUUUGGUUUGCGAAAUAUUUUAUCGGUGUUGCGAACAUUAGGUGCAUUUAAACGUGAAAAUCCAACUGAUUCAGAAGAUAAAACAAUGAUGAGAGUAUUACGUGAUAUGAAUCUGUCUAAACUGAUCGAUGAAGAUGAACCAUUGUUUAUGUCUUUGAUUGACGAUCUGUUUCCCGGUAUUCAACUAGAAUCAAAAGGCUAUCCAGAAAUUGAAGCGGCUAUAAAAACACAGACUGAUUUAGCUCAACUUGUGCAUCAUCCACCCUGGGUACUAAAAUUAAUUCAACUGUACGAAACCCAACGUGUUCGACACGGUAUGAUGGCAUUGGGGCCAUCGGGCGCUGGAAAAUCAAAAUGUAUUGCAACCUUGAUGAAAGCAAUGACAGAAUGUGGUGCUCCUCAUCGAGAAAUGCGUAUGAAUCCAAAAGCCAUUACAGCACCACAAAUGUUUGGUCGGCUCGAUGGAGAUCAUGUGUGGUUAAUCUUGGACGGCCCGGUCGACGCAAUUUGGAUCGAAAAUUUAAAUUCCGUAUUGGACGACAGUAAAAUUUUGUGUUUGGCAAACGGUGAUCGUAUCCCAAUGGCUCAGAAUUGUAAAAUUAUCUUUGAAGUACAUAAUAUUGAUAAUGCGUCACCAGCUACCGUGUCACGGAAUGGAAUGGUUUUCAUGUCGUCAUCGGUUAUGACAUGGGAUCCCAUUGUUAGAGGUUGGCUAUUGAAACGACCAGCAAGCGAAACCGAUAUUCUGUUGGAUUUAUAUACAAAAACAUUUCCAGAUGCAUUGGCUUAUGUUAUGCAGUCACUCGAACCAAAAAUGCCGAUUCUGGAAUGUAUGUAUGUGAAACAGUCACUUGACCUGUUGGAAGGUCUGAUUAAUAAAGAUAAGCCACCAGCACCCGAUGUACUCGCUCGCUAUUAUGUAUUUGCACUGAUGUGGUCCGUUGGUGCCCUAUUAGAGCUGUUCGAUCGAAAAAAAUUAGAAGAUUUCUUAGUAGCAAAGAAAGUUUUAGAUUUGCCACCCUUCAAAUCGGAUGAAACAAUCUUUGAAUAUGUUGUGGGUGAGAAUGGAAAAUGGGAACAUUGGUCAAAACUCGUACCAGAAUAUAUCUAUCCAAAGGACAGUAUUCCCGAAUACUCAUCAAUUCUUGUUCCUAAUGUUGAUAAUGUUCGAACUGAUUUUCUCAUACAUACAAUAGCUAAACAAGAAAAAGCUGUUCUGUUAAUCGGUGAACAGGGUACGGCAAAAACUGUUAUCGUCAAAAGUUAUUGUUCGAAAUACGAUCCAGAAGUACAAUCUUUUAAAUCUGUUAAUUUUUCAAGUGCAACAACAACCGGCAUGCUACAGAGAACCAUUGAAUCUUAUGUUGACAAACGUGUCGGCACAACCUACGGUCCACCAGGAGGAAAGAAAAUGACAGUGUUUAUUGACGACAUUAAUAUGCCCGUUAUCAAUGAAUGGGGUGAUCAAGUAACAAAUGAAAUAACGCGCCAAGUUAUGGAACAGAAUGGGUUUUAUAAUCUCGAGAAACCGGGUGAAUUUACAAACAUAGUCGAUAUACAAUUUAUUGCUGCGAUGAUUCAACCGGGCGGUGGUCGUAACGACAUACCACAGCGUUUGAAACGACAAUUUUCUAUCUUUAAUUGUACACUUCCAUCAAAUGUCUCCAUUGACAAAAUCUUUAGUACAAUUGGUCUUGGAUAUUUUUCCAAAGAACGUGGAUUUAAUCAAGAUGUUGUUAAUCUAAUUGAUAAACUUGUACCGGCUACACGAAAACUAUGGCAAAAGACAAAAAUUAAAAUGUUACCGACGCCGGCUAAAUUUCAUUAUAUUUUUAAUCUUCGUGAUCUCUCAAGGAUAUGGCAGGGCAUGUUAAAUGUCACGUCAGACGUAGCUGGUCAAAAACCCGACGUUAUUAUGUCGCUAUGGAAACAUGAAUGUUACCGAGUCAUUGCUGAUCGGUUCGUAUCGCAAGAAGACAAGGACUGGUUUGAAAAAACAUUGAAAAUAGUUGCCGAAGAAGAAUGUGGUACAGCUAAUGCAGGUAUAAUGUCACAAGAACCGUAUUUCGCUGAUUUCCUUCGCGAAGCACCAGAAGCAACUGGUGAAGAAGGCGAAGAUGCUGAUUUAGAAGCACCAAAAGUCUAUGAACAAAUACCGUCGUUUGAAGCUUUGGCCGAAAAACUUGAACAAUAUCAGCAACAAUAUAAUGAAUUAGUCAAAGGUGGAAAAAUGGAUUUAGUAUUUUUCAAAGAUGCAAUGUGCCAUUUAAUUAAAAUUUCAAGAAUUAUUCGAACUCCACGGGGUUGUGCGCUACUAGUCGGAGUUGGUGGAAGCGGUAAACAGUCGCUGACACGAUUGGCUUCGUUCAUUGCCGGUUAUCAAACAUUUCAAAUAACAUUGACAAGAUCGUACAAUGUAACAAAUUUAAUGGAGGACCUUAAAAAUUUAUUUCGUAUUGCUGGCCAAAAAGGCAAAGGUGUUACGUUUCUAUUUACGGAUAACGAGAUCAAAGACGAAGCAUUUCUUGAAUAUAUGAACAAUGUGUUGGCUUCGGGUGAAGUAUCAAACUUGUUUGCCCGUGACGAAAUCGAUGAAAUCCUCGGUGAACUGACACCGGUUAUGAAACGUGAAUUUCCAAAACGUACACCAACAAACGAGAAUUUAUAUGAUUAUUUUCUAACGCGUGUACGAAGCAAUCUUCACGUUGUACUUUGCUUUUCGCCAGUCGGCGAGAAAUUUCGUAGUCGAUCAUUGAAAUUUCCGGCGCUGAUUUCUGGUUGUACAAUGGACUGGUUUCAACGGUGGCCAAAAGAUGCACUGAUUGCCGUAUCAAAACAUUUUAUCGGAAAUUUUGAAAUGGUUUGUACGCCACAAGUUAAACAAGAACUUACAAUGAUGAUGGGUGAAAUUCAAGAUCAAGUAGCCGAAGCUUGUGUCGAUUAUUUCAACCGUUAUCGUCGUCAGACACAUGUUACACCAAAAUCAUAUCUGUCCUUCUUAGCUGGUUAUAAAAGUAUUUAUACAGACAAACGAAAAGAAAUCGGAAAAUUAGCUGAAAGAAUGAACACAGGUUUGAAAAAACUGAUUGAAGCAGCUGUUCAAGUAGCUGAAUUAGCUAAAGAACUUGAAGUUAAAGAAAAAGAAUUGCUAGUUGCAAAUCAAAAAGCUGAUCUAGUUAUGCAAGAUGUAAAUGUUAAAAAAGCAGCGGCUACAAAAGUUGCUGACCAAGUUCAGAAAGUUGCUGAUGCAUGUAAACGAUUGGUUGAUCAAAUAUCUGCGGAUAAAGCUAUAGCUGAAGGAAAAUUGGAAGUAGCACGACCAGCACUGGAGGAAGCCGAAGCAGCAUUGAAAACCAUAAAACCAGCUGAUAUAUCGACAGUUAAAAAACUUGGAAAGCCACCUCAUUUGAUUAUGAGAAUUAUGGAUUGUGUUGUAAUCCUAUUUCAAAGAUCAAUGGAUCCAAUAUCAAUGGAUCCGGAGAGACCGUGUCCGAAGCCAUCAUGGGGUGAAGCAUUAAGACUAAUGGGUCAAAGUGAUUUUCUAAACAGUUUAGUCAAUUUUCCAAAGGAUACAAUUAAUGAAGAAACAGUUGAACUAUUACAAACCUAUUUGCAGAUGGAAGAUUUUAAUUUAGAAACAGCAAAACGUGUUUCAGGAAAUGUAGCUGGCUUAUGUUCAUGGGCACAAGCAAUGGCUUAUUUCUAUGGAAUUAAUAAAGAAGUUUUACCGUUGAAAGCUAAUUUGGCAGUCCAAGAAGGACUCCUGAGUAAAGCCACAGCUGAUUACAAUGCAGCUCAAGAUCAAUUGGCAGCUAAAAUGGCAGAAGUAGCGGUUGUCCAAGCUGAAUUUGAUAAAGCAAAUGCAAUUAAACAGACAUUGUUAGCCGAAGCUGAUGCUUGUCGACGAAAAAUGCAUAAUGCUUCGGCAUUGAUUGAUGGUUUGUCCGGGGAACGAGUUCGAUGGACAGAAGCAUCGAAAAAUUUUGAAGCCCAAAUAAAUCGACUGAUUGGCGAUGUCCUAUUAGCAACCGGGUUCUUGUCUUAUACUGGACCGUUUAAUCAAGAAUUUCGAACGAUCUUGUUGAAACAAUGGAAAACGGAUAUGAUUAAACGAAAAGUUCCAUUCACGGAGGAUUUGAAUAUCGUUUCAUUUUUGGUUGAUAGUGCAACAAUUUCAGAAUGGAAUUUACAAGGAUUGCCAAAUGAUGAACUAUCAAUUCAAAACGGGUUGAUUGUUACAUCGGCAGCAAGAUUUCCAUUGUUAAUGGAUCCCCAAGGUCAAGGAAAAGCCUGGAUUCGCAAUAAAGAAGGCGCAAACGAUUUACAAAAUUAUACGUUAGUUAAAGUAUGUUAUACAGAAAAUAUCGUAGACACAUUCUUUAUUGGAGUGCCCAUCACAACGUUGAAUCAUAAAUAUUUCCGUACACAUUUGGAAGAUGCUCUGUCACUCGGACGUCCGUUGAUGAUUGAAGAUGUUGGAAAUGAUCUGGAUCCGGCUCUUGAUAAUGUUUUAGAAAAAAAUUAUAUUAAAUCUGGUUCAACAUUGAAAGUAAAAGUAGGUGAUAAAGAAUGUGAUGUUAUGAACGGGUUUAAAUUGUAUAUAACAACAAAAUUGCCAAAUCCAUCCUAUACACCAGAAAUUUAUGCUAAAACAUCCAUUAUUGAUUUUACGGUAACAAUGAGAGGCUUAGAAGAUCAGCUGUUGGGCAUUGUAAUACAGAAAGAAAAAGCGGAAUUGGAAGCAGAACGUACACGUUUAAUGGAAGAAGUAACAUCGAAUAAGCGUCGUACAAAAGAACUAGAAGAUAAUCUACUAUAUCGUUUGACAUCAACUGAAGGUUCUUUGGUUGAAGAUGAAUCAUUGAUUCAAGUCUUAGCCGAUACAAAGGCUACAUCGAAAGAGGUGAAUGAAAAACUCACAAUUGCUGCUGAAACUGAAAUAAAAAUCAAUGCAGCUCGUGAAGAAUUUCGUCCUGUUGCCACACGUGGUUCAAUCGUUUACUUUUUAAUUGUUGAAAUGUCAAUGGUUAAUGUUAUGUAUCAAACCUCGUUGAAACAAUUUUUGGGCUUAUUUGAAAGCGGGCGACACAAAGCUCAACCAUCUCCAAUCACUGUUAAACGUAUUCAAAACAUUAUUGAUUCACUCACGUAUGAGGUAUGGAAAUAUUGUGCCAGAGGUUUAUAUGAACGAGACAAAACAUUGUACACAUUACUGUUAGCAUUAAAAAUUGAUAUGCAAAAAGGAAAUGUUAAACCAUCUGAAUUUCAAGUAUUAAUCAAAGGUGGUGCUGCAUUGGACAUGAACGCUGUUGAACCACGUCCUGAGAAAAUGAAGAAAUGGCUGACCGAUAUGACAUGGUUAAAUUUAGUUGAAUUAUCAAAAUUAGCACAUUUUUCUCAAGUUCUGAGACAGGUUGUUGGCAACGAUAAAACAUGGUAUCAAUGGUAUCUUUCAGAUGCACCAGAAGAAGUACUAUUUCCAGAAAGCUAUUCAACAAGUUUAGAUACAUUUAAAAAAUUAUUAUUAAUUCGUUCAUUUGCUCCGGAUCGAACAUUGCCCAUGGCUAAGAAAUAUAUCGGCGAAUCACUGGGUCCUCAGUUUGCUGAAGGUUAUAUCCUGAAUUUGGAGGCAAUGUGGCAAGAAUCAGAUAAAAGAACGCCGCUCGUAUGUUUUCUGGCAAUGGGAUCAGAUCCGACGGAUAACAUUUUGAGUUUGGCUAAAAAACAAAAUAUCACCUGUGGAACAAUUUCAAUGGGCCAAGGGCAAGAAGUACAUGCCCGACGACUGUUGCAACAAUCACAGCAGGAAGGCAAAUGGAUUUUGCUACAAAACUGUCAUUUGGGUCUAGGAUUUCUUGAAGAACUCCUGGAAAGCAUUACAACAACGGAACAAGUAAAUGACGUGUUCAGAUGUUGGUUAACAACUGAACCACAUCCACAAUUUUCAAUCAAUGUGCUUCAGUCCUCAAUUAAAUACACAUCUGAACCACCACAGGGUGUUAAAGCCGGUCUUAAACGAACAUUUAAUGGUCUGUCACAGGAAGUUGUUGAUGUAAGUGCAUUUAUUGAAUGGAAAGUCAUAUUGUUUGCUGUGGCUUUCUUGCAUACAACUGUCCAGGAACGACGAAAAUUUGGUCCACUGGGCUGGAACAUUCCGUAUGAAUUUAAUCAAUCGGAUUUUUCAGCUACAAUUCAAUUUAUUCAAAAUCAUAUGGAUGAAAUGGGCUCGAAAUGGAAUGUUUCUUGGCCAACCGUACGAUAUAUGGUCGGUGAAGUACACUACGGCGGCCGAGUCACCGAUGAUUUCGAUAAACGUCUGUUGAAUACAUACACUCGUGUUUGGUUUUUGGACAAUAUGUUUACAGAUAAAUUUGAAUUUGCUCCGAAUUACAAGAUUCCACGUUGCAAAACAAUCGUUGAAUUCCGUAAUCAUGUUGAAACAAUGAGUCUAUUUGAUAGCCCGAGCGUGUUCGGCCUGCAUCCGAAUGCCGAUAUAACAUACCAAACGAAUACGGCCGAUAGUAUUUUAUCUACAAUCGUUAACAUUCAACCGAAAGAUGCUGGUGCUGGUGGCGGUGAAACUCGAGAAGCCGUUGUCUAUCGUCAAUCUGAUGAUAUGCUUUCGAAAUUGCCCGAAGAUUACAUACCACAUGAAGUGAAACAAGCUCUACAGAAACAAGGUGCACUACAACCAUUGAACAUUUUCUUGAGACAAGAAGUCGAUCGAAUGCAACGUGUAAUAACUGCUGUACGAAAUACAUUGAAAGAUUUGAAACUGGCUAUUGAUGGUACGAUCAUUAUGAAUGAAAAUCUGAAAGAUGCCUUGGAUAAUAUCUAUGAUGCUCGUGUACCGGCUACGUGGAAAAAAAUUUCAUGGGAUUCGGCUACACUCGGGUUUUGGUUUAGUGAUCUGUUAGAUCGAAAUCAACAGUUUCACACAUGGCUGUUCAACGGGCGACCGAAUGCGUUUUGGUUAACGGGAUUCUUUAAUCCACAAGGUUUCCUCACAGCAAUGAGACAAGAAAUAACACGUAAUCACAAAGGUUGGUCGUUGGAUAAUGUCGUGCUGGCAAAUGAUGUGAUGAAAAUGAUGAUGAAAGAAGAAGUAAUACAAGCGCCAUCGGAAGGUGUGUAUAUUUAUGGUUUGAAAAUCGAUGGCGCUGCUUGGAGAGUGACUCGUGAGAAAGGUGGCCAUUUAGCUGAUCCCCCACCGAAACAACUGUACUCUGAUUUGCCUGUUGUACAUGUUUAUGCCACAAAUGAAGCAAAAGUAUUGGGUAGUUCAUAUUAUGUUUGUCCAGUUUACAAGAAACCUCGUCGUACUGAUCAAACAUUUAUUUUUACAUUGACACUAAAAAUAAAUAAUAAUAAUCCAGAUUUUUGGAUAUUACGUGGUGUGGCAUUACUUUGUGAUACAAAAUAA